Gigantopelta aegis is the source of this 4151-nucleotide messenger RNA. Its product is annotated as serine/threonine-protein phosphatase 6 regulatory ankyrin repeat subunit C-like. Lineage: Eukaryota; Metazoa; Mollusca; Gastropoda; Neomphalida; Peltospiridae. Gene Ontology annotation, molecular function: RNA nuclease activity; RNA binding; protein binding. The transcript has a single exon. Bases 270 to 1580 code for a protein of 436 amino acids. Gene Ontology annotation, biological process: intracellular signal transduction; RNA processing. The record is from RefSeq and is a predicted model, not a curated record.
UGAAGCUUGUUAAUCACGCCAGCCUCGCUUCCACAACAAGACAUCUACAUAAAACUUGAUAAUAAUUUAUUUUAUUCUUGGACGGUGCGUCAUUGACAAGAAACAUGGGAUUGAUCGCCACAGAGACGGUAUGAUGGCCGCCAUGUUUUCUCUCUUUGUCGAGGUAACAGUUUUGACAACAUUGAAAUGAAGUUCGGGGCACCAGACGGCGGAAUAAGGACGUAGGUGCAUGGAAUGCUGUAGACAGGCGGAUAUCGGGAUCGCUUGUAAUGCUGCUACGUACACAAAUGGCAGGGAUCGAGUUUUACGACGCUGUGUUGAACAACGAGCUGCAGUUACUGAAGCGACUGGCAGCACAACACAAGAUCGACCUGAGUGCGAAAUUUGUCGAGGUGAGAAAAAAGAACCAUUCUGACUUAUGCCCGUUACACCUGGCAGCGUACAGGGGUUACACGUACAUGCUUCAGUAUCUGAUAGAGUCCAAAUGUGACGUUAACCAGACCACCACGACCCUGCGAAGGACCGCGCUCCAUUUUUCCGUUCUCCGCCACAAAAUGGGGUGUCUGUUGUUGCUCAUUUCUGCCGGCGCCAAACUCGAUGCCAAGGACACCUUCGGCAACUCGCCGUGCCACUACGCCGCCGACGACGGCUACUGCCAGAUGCUGGACGUGCUGUUACGCCGCGGCGUCAACGUCAACAGCCAGGACAUCACGUCGAAGACGCCGAUGAUGAAGGCGGUGCGCAACAACAAGACCGACGCCGUGCUGCGGCUGCUUCGGCACAACGCCGACCUGAACAUCACGGACCGGAACUCCGACAUGGCCCUGCACUACGCGGCGCGGAACGGCUGUGUGGACAUCAUCGACACCCUGAUCUGCGCCAAGAGUUCCAUCGACGUCCAGAACUACUGGGGCAGGACGCCGCUCAUGGAGGCCGUCUGCUACAACCACAAGGACGCCAUCUCGCGACUCAUAGAAGCAAGCUGUGAUCUUAACCGACGAGAGUUCAAAACCGGAGACACCGCUCUCCACAUCGCCAUCAAGCGCAACUACAUCGCCGUCGUGGAGCUCCUGUUGCGCGCCGGCAGCCGCCACGACAUCUACAACCACCAGGGCGAGACCGCCGCGUACGAGGCUGUCGUGAGUAACAAGAUAGACGUAGUGAAGCUGAUGAUUUUCUACAACUGUGAUCUCGAUGUUCCGGCCAAAUAUUUUUCAAAUGGUAUCUACAAGUCUAUUUUUCAGCUAGCAGCAGAGAAGGGACACUUCGAACAAUGUCGUCUGCUCUCGUCGUUAGGUUACGUCGACUACGGUGCCAGGAAUUCGCUGUACACCGGCUACGUCCCAUCCAGACCGUCUGAGCACGACGACAACAUCCACAGCCUCCGCGUGCAGAUGCACAGCGUCGUGUCGUUGCAGCAUCUAUGUCGGAAGUGCAUUAGAAAGAUGGCGGGCCACAGGCUGUUGGAGAAGGUGGAGUUCCUGCCCAUGCCCAGGGCCCUCAAAGACUACGUGGUCAUUAAGCACAUUCGUGGCCGGAACGACUCCAGCACGGUGGAAAUGACAAAGCCUUUCAGAUAAGGUCCACAGUCUAAACACUUUCACGUUCAGUUUUAAGGUACAUACAUGUUCCCUCUGUGCAGAAAUCGUUUUACAGUAGGCCUAAAAGGUGACAUACCCAUAUGUUAUACUACACCUGGGUAGCAUGCUAGAAUCAAAAUAAACAAUAGAAAGCAUGAUGUUACUAAUAUUUACUGGCUUAUGGCUUAUUAUAGCCAUGUUAAAAAUAAUAACAACAACAAUUACAAAAUUAAAUAACUGUAGACAUUAACCAUUCAAGCAAGAAUAUGUAAAUCAAAAAUGCCAUUAUUUUAAAUGGUCUAUAAAAAUCGUUGCUACCCAGAUAAACCUUAGGCCUACAGUGAUGGAUGGGGGAGAUGUGAGUUUGAACCAGGGUGGUCACCAAUACUGGACACAUAUUGCUUGACGCCUAACUCUUCUUUCUUCUUAGAUACAAAAUUAAACAAAUACCGCUGAAGGUGUAACUUUCGCAAAUAAAAAUUGUUCAGGGUCCAUGAAUAUAAAACAUUAAUUAAACUCUUAAGACUCGAGAUUUUAGCUACUGUUAUUUGUAUGGACAAGGUAUUCUUAAGACCUUGAUUCUAGACUUAGUUUUAUGAGCACAGGCCAUGAACUAUGUUGGACUAAUAAUUUUUUGAAGCACCUGAUCUGAAUGAUUAUAUGUAUGUCCGAUUUGUAAGUUCUCAAUACACCAUUCAGUAAAGAUCAACAAUAUAACAUUCGAUUUGAUGUUCAAAGAAAUAAAUUUUCCAUACUAAAAAUUUUUUAACUACCUUUUGUUUGCUACCUACUUGACAUAAAAGCCCCUGGGGUGGUAAUGGUAUUUGACGGAUGGGAAAGAAGAAACCAGUUAUAAACAAAACUACCCGGUAUGAGUUCAUACCAGUGGCCACCCUGUUUCAAUAAUGUGUUACCAUAAUGUUUGAGAAUAGUCACUUGAUUGUUAUAAUUAUUAAAUAUGUUUUCUGUGACCCUAAGUGUUCCUAAAACUUUGUGAUUAGGGCGAUGCGUCCGGCCAUCCAUAUGUCUUGUCUACCAACGUCAAUAUUUGACAGUGGGAUGACAAUCACAGAUAGUAAUAGAUUUUAAGAGGGACGUCUUGUUUUUAGUACCAUCAAUUUCCCAUUGUCAUUCUGUCCAUAUUCGACGAUUAAGUAUCUAUGCGACACCAUAAAAAUAAUAUGAUAAUUUAAACAGCAAACAUAUAAUAUAUCAUUAAGGGAAAAUGACACAGUUAUCUCAAAAACACAAUUCUAGCUCUUUAUUCAUUGCCAGAAUGUUGUUUCCAUCAAGACAAAUCCAUUUUCCAUAGAAAAAUGUAAUGUACAGUUUUCUUUUCUCUUAUUAUUGUUUUCCUUAUGUUUUAGUUUUAAAAUGUAAGAACAAGUAUGUAGUUGAAGUUUUUAAUUUAUUAUGUAUUUAUUUACUUAUUGCAUAGGGGAAUUGUAAACACGUGCAUUUUUCCAAUGAAUUAUAUAGUAUAGAAUGCUGUUAUCUGUAAAACAAGAAACAUGCUUUCAACACUAUGUUGAAUUCACUGACAAAACAAACAAAACAAGAAAGAAACCAAACCAAAACCAAAACCAAAAUACAAAAAUAUCUAUUGAUGUCUAAAAUUAUGUCUUUAUAGACUUCCAAACUAUUAGGUGAAUGAAUUGUUUAUACUAUUCUAAGCUGACAAAAGACACACCAGUACCUUUAAAUGACAUAUGUUUAUACUAUUCUAAGCUGACAAAAGACACACCAGUACCUUUAAAUGACAUAUGUUUUCCUUUCCUUUCUUUUAAAAAAUUUUCAUUUCUGUUUUCUUUUCUUUUCAUUUUUCUUAAAUGUAUGAAACAUGAUAUAGGAGCAUUCUAUUUUCCUCCUUGUUGAUAUCUUCUCCCAAUUUUGGUAAAAUAUAUCCUGAAUGAAAACAAAUAAACAGGCUGCUUGUUAUAAAAUAUGUAACUGUCAAAACUGAUUAAAAUAAAAUAAAAAUAAGCUGCAUUUUGACAACCUAAACUUCUUCUUUUUUCAAAUUACAAUAAAAAAGAGAGCUUUUUUGUUUUAAAAGUGGCGACUUGCUUUAAGUUUGUUGGAAGACAACUAAAAACAAUUCCUUCAUUUGGAUUUAACUUCUUGGGUAAGCUUCCGUAAAAUAAUAUUAAAAAAAAACAGACUCAAAAGUUUAUAAUUUUACCAUUUGGUAGAAACUGAAAAAGAAACCAGUUACUAACAUUUCAGUAAGUUAAUCUUGCUUCUUCUGUUUUUUACAUUCCUAAAAUAUUGUAUCUUAUUGUAGGUUCUGAUGAUUAUUAUUGCUUGGUUUUGCAUUAAUGAAAGUAAACUAUUCAUACAUGUCUGUAAUAAUAUAAAUGAUUAUAAUUAUUCUUUUUCACUUUGUUUUUAUAUGUUGGAUUUUGUUUUGUUUUGGUUUUUGUUCUUGUUUCAAGCAUGUUUAUAUAGUUACGCCAAUGCAUGUUAGGUUGAAUGGUGAAGAACAAGCAUUUGCCAUCUAACUCAGAAACCAUUGUUAUUGUUAAUAUUGUGCAUGUUAUGUAUUGCUAUAAUUAAAAAUCUGUGACCAUC